UUGACCGUCGCUCGCCUAAUUGAAUCAAACAUUUUUUGCAAAUCAAUAAUUAGAUUAAAUGCUCUCCUUUGUGUCCUAUACUUCAUUUCUUGAAGCAUUGAAUCUCGAUUUCAACUCCAACUCAGAAGAGAGGGAGCCAGAGUUGAACCCAACCUACCUCCACCAAAACCCACAGGUGACCUUGCACCGUACUCUUCUUCUUCUUUAUCAAUCUUCAACCAACGGUGCAAGGCUCCUCUCUCUCUCUCUCUCUCUCUCUGACUGAUUUAAAGUCGUAGCUUAGCUGCUACAGCGUGACCCCUUUUGAGUUAGUGAUUCAUUUCCCAUUUCCCCUUUAUUCCUUGUCUCUUUCUGUUUGAACCCUUAUUCUCCAAGGCUCAUUUCCCUUGUUCACAAUUCUGGGUCAAUCUGAUUUGGUGGUUUAUCUUUCUGGGCAGUCUGAGAUCUCUGUUUCCGCUACUGGGUUCUGCUCAUUUUGACCAAAGUAGAUUGCUUUACCCCUAAAGCCCCAAAUUUCAAUGCCCUAAUUCUACUGGGUUUGCUUUUUGAUUUUGGGGGUUUUCAUUCAUUCCUCCACAACACUCUGAGAUCUCAGUUUCUGUUAUUGGGUUUUGCUUAUCUUGACCAAAUUCGAUUGCUUUAAACCACUUUUUGAUUCUGUGGCAAUGUCACAAGGCUAUGCAAUCGAGCUUUACUUCGAUCCAGCGCUGGAAAACCAGGUCUUGAAGGCUUGGAAUGUUCUUGCUCGCCGUCAGAUUAGUACCCAGCUCAUCGAAAUCGAAUCACGCCCUCACAUCACUCUCUUCUCCAGCUCAUUCGUCGAACCAGCAAAGCUCGAAAGCAUGGUCAAGGCUUUUGCAGCAAAGCAAGAGCCUUUGGCCCUGUCCUUCUCGACAAUUGGGAGCUUUCCCACUGAUAACAAUGUGCUGUUUCUGGCACCAACUCCUUCGGUUUCGUUGCUUCAGUUCCAGUCACAGUUGUGUGAGGCAAUGAAGAAAGAAGGUGUUGAGAUUGGGGAGGAGUACCGCGCUGAUUGUUGGAUGCCUUACUGUGCUGUUGCUCAGGAUGUGCCCAAGAGUCGGAUGGCUGAAGCGUUUUGCGUGUUGAGGGACUUGAAGUUGCCAGUUGCUGGGUAUGCUAUGGAUAUUGGGCUGGUGGAGUUUUCGCCGGUGAGGGAGUUGUUUUCUUUCGUGCUAGGUAACACAGUAGAAGCAUGAAGUUUCAUAGCCUUUUACUUAUUUGUUAAUCUGAAAUUUAGUGUUGAAGAAUAUGUUACCCCCUUUGAUGUCAAUGUAGAUGAUUGUCUAUGGCAUUUCCUGGAUAUCGUUCUAUUUUACUGAUAAAGUGUGUUCAUGUCUGAUUGAAUUGACUAGUGAGUGCAUCUAUUCUGUUGGUUUUACUGUUUUC
Messenger RNA from Argentina anserina (silverweed cinquefoil), 1407 nucleotides. RefSeq lists its product as uncharacterized. The record is from RefSeq and is a predicted model, not a curated record. NCBI's taxonomy places the organism in Eukaryota, Viridiplantae, Streptophyta, Magnoliopsida, Rosales, Rosaceae. Bases 666 to 1217 code for a protein of 183 amino acids. The transcript has a single exon.